AUGGAGACUCCCUCCAACUACCCUCGGCCAUACUCAACGAGGCAGAAUGCCUACUCAGGGGAGGGAUGGGCCGAGCCCUCUGCAAAGCCCUUCCUGGACAGCACUACGACAGUUGCCGAAGUCAAGAGUCAGUUCGAUUACGACGAAGACGAACCUAAACGGCGCUUCUUUCCCGGACGCAGUAACAAGACGGGCCCUAAACCAGUCAUUCGCGGAACAGCAAAGCGAUUCUUCCUGAGAUGGCUUGUGCAUGCUCCAGCUAUCGCGGUCACCUGUGGCAUUAUCUGGAUCAGCCACAUGCAGCUAUUUUGGUACCCAGAGCACGGGGUCGAGCCAUUCAGCAACAUCCACGUCAAGCUCAGCGCGACAGUCAUCAGCAACUUGCUCCAGCUGGCAUCCAAAAUCCAUGAGAUUAUGAUCGUUGCAUCUCUCGCUUCCAUCUCUGUCGCCAUGUUCAAGCGCAGACUUGUGGGCAAAGGUGUCCGCCUUGGCUUCCUUACUGGUGGUUACCGAGUUGGAGACCUAGAGUAUCUUCUUAGUGGUGCUUUUUGGAAGCAGGGCAAGGGUGUCACAUUAAAUAUCUGGGAGAUCGGUUUGGUCGCCUACCUAGUCUUUGCGACCAUCAUGUCUACUGUCGUCGGACCGGCUUCCGCAAUUUUGCUGGUGCCCAGUCUGGGAUGGUUUGACCUCGACGGUGCUUUCCAGGAUGUCAGGAUGCCGCUUAGCUACGGAGCCUCGCCGGAAGAAGCUUGGCCUCGAAGCCUGAACAGCUCUUUAUUCGAUUCAACACCAGAGUGCAACACUACCGAGGCACUCUAUACAUAUUGGUGUCCGGUCGGCGGCUUUUCCGACAUUUGGAACUGGGCGGAAGGAUUCCGAUAUGCUGGACUGACAGACAACAUCACCUUCCAACAUCCAUCAACGGAGCUCCGUCGUCGAUUGUCUUUGUCCGAGCACGUUACUCAGAACGACGGAUCCGUUUUGAUGUUCACAACUCCAUCUAGUUCGAUCAUGACUACGAUUGGACUUUUUGCCAAGUACGUUGCUCGGAAGCCAGUGCCUAUCGGGACUGUUACGGACGCAAAGCGCUACCAGCUUACGACUACGACACCAUUGCAACAACCCUUUGUACACGGGAAGUGCGUCUUGUACGAUCGCGAUCAACUUCUCCAAAGCAAAGCUCUCCCAUCUUUCCCGGUGUCGGCGCUCAACUGCUACGGUGAUGCUGGGUGUCUUCGCGUCCAGCAGGACAAGCCUACAUUCAAAUCCGGGACAUGGAACGAUACGAGUGUCGCGCCUAGAAUGACUUAUAAUCUCCACUACUACGACAAGAAAUCCCAUGGCGGAGCGAUGCUCAUAGCCGGUACGAUCCCUUACGUCGGUGACGGAUCGAAACAAAGGCUGUGGGUUUACACAUGCAGCUUUCUGCCGCGCUGGGUCCCUGCGUCUUUCACAUUGGAUUCUGGGGAUUCCAGCAUGCUCUCGUCCAACUUCAGCUCAGCGGAUGACAUGACUGCAAUGUUGCAGAAUACCACGGCGCAAUCGGACAGGGUAGUACAGGCAGAUCCCACUUGGGUCAAGCUCAUUGACCCUGAGUUCAACAUGACGCGGAUGGUGUCAGGGAACUCAGCCCCCGGGGCUUCGGCAACAUCACCUAUCAAAUUGAUCUUGAACCAGUUCCUGGAUAGCCGAGAGCAGAAUGGGACGAAAUUCACGUACAUGGACACGGUAGACGGGAAUCAGAAGAGUACUGAAAUCUUCUUGACUAAGGUUUUUGGUGUUUUUCUCACAGACAGUCUGGCAAGAACAUCCUCUCACGAGAGAGCCGCUCUCAUUCUCGAGGAGACGGAUACAUCUAUGAAGUGGAUUGACCUCAAAGAGCAGAUGGGGUACGAGUCGGGUAUCCAUAGAGUCGAGGCUCAGAACAACAAAACGUACCCAUCACUUUCUUACUGGAACAACUACACGGAGCCGAUGCCCCUCACGCUCACUGUUUCGGAGGUUGCCCAAGAAUUCCGCAACACAGUCCAGAUCGAUUUCGAAACUCAGCGGUACGGAUACGGAUCUGGUCAAUUUACCAAGACAUUACAAUUUGCUCUGGUCAUGAUGUACAUCUACCUCGCAGUGGUCGGCAUCUACGGCUUCACCAUCUUCUCAUCACAUGCCACCGAACUCAUGGGCCAGCUUGUGGGUCGAAGACGGUUUCAUCUUAGAAGUGUGGUUGGUUGGGGUGACUUGGCUGAUUUGAUGCUGCUGGCAUUACGAUCGAACCCGCCCGAUGAUGUGGAGCUGAACCAUGUUGGUGCGGGUGUUCGCAAGUCACCUGGAGUGUGGAACAAGGUUGUCAAGGUUCGGAUUGACGAAGACAACAAGGUGCAGAUGCUACUACAUGAGAGAAAGGGCAUGAGUCCACCAAAACGAAAUGUUUUAUACUCGUAG
This is a messenger RNA of Colletotrichum gloeosporioides, 2439 nucleotides long. RefSeq lists its product as uncharacterized. The record is from RefSeq and is a predicted model, not a curated record. Bases 1 to 2439 code for a protein of 812 amino acids. The transcript has a single exon. NCBI's taxonomy places the organism in Eukaryota, Fungi, Ascomycota, Sordariomycetes, Glomerellales, Glomerellaceae.